AUGGACGACCUGCCGCUGAUCGACACGACGCACGCCACGCGGCUCCUCAAGCAGCUCGCGACCGUCGUCGAGACGCAGCGCUGCGAGCUCGCGCGGCUCGCGGCCAAGGUCGACGCGCUCGAAGCUCGCGCGGCUGGCCAUCACCGCCUUCUCGCGGCCCAUGGCGCCCAAGCGACCGCACUGGACGCUCGGCUCGUCCACGUGGAGGCCGAGCUCUCGUCCGAGACCGCGACCGGUCUCGGCGCGUGCGUGACCCGGCUCUCGAGGCAGCUGGCUGCGGCGGAAGCGCGCUUGGAGGCCAAGGCCGACAUCGAGAUGCUCCACGCGGCCGACGAUGCGUUAGAGCGUCGGCUGGUGCUGCGCCUCCAGCGCAACGAAGACGCUGCCAGCGAGACAGCACGCGUGGCCGAGAGACUCGAAGCCAGCGCCAUGGCGAUCCAAGCCCAUGUGCACGCGAUCGACCAGACGCUGCCGACCAAGCUCGACAAGAUGGACCUAUCGCGGCUCGAGACCGCCUGCGCCAAGCUCACGGGCUUUAGCGCCCGCGCCGAUGGCCUCGACGUUGCGUUGGAGCUGGUACAGGACCGCCUCGAAUCUCUCCACGCACAAGUCGCCGCCGACGUGCGGACGCUCGAAGCUGCAGUUGCCGCGAAGAGAGAGACGAUGCGGACAACGUUCACGGACGCCGUGCACUUGCUGCGGACCGAGGUGCGAGCGUCGGCUGCGGCGACCGCGUCGACCGUCCAAAGCAGCGAGACGCGCCUCCACGAGCAUCUGCAGGCCGAGAUUCAACGUCUCUCCGAGGCCGCUUUGCGCACAGAGAGCAAAUGGGACGCCAACGUCCAAGGACUCGCGUCUGUCUUGCAGACCUCAUGCCGCCAGCUACGCAACGAGGUGGCGAGAAAGGCCAACCGGAGCGAAUUUGUCGACGCAACGAACGCGCUUACUUCGACACUGCAGACCAAGGUCGCGGCCGAGGCAGCCCUCGCGUCGCUCCAGAGCGAGAUCGCGGCGCUCUCGGGCUGGUCCAAAGACAUGACGACCAAAGUGGACAUUGCGCUGCGUUUUGUCGACUGGUUUUACGCCCGCGGCAGUGCGUACGAGCACAAUUUACGCAGCGUCGAAGCGCAGCUCACGCAUUUAGCCCACGCGUCAUGAAGCAUUCCGAUUAUACUACUACGCGGAUCGGUGUGUACUCUUCGAGGAGUCGGCGCCACUCGUCCGCCCGCGUCGCU
This is a messenger RNA of Saprolegnia parasitica CBS 223.65, 1235 nucleotides long. RefSeq lists its product as hypothetical. Lineage: Eukaryota; Oomycota; Saprolegniomycetes; Saprolegniales; Saprolegniaceae. The record is from RefSeq and is a predicted model, not a curated record. The transcript is spliced from 5 exons. Bases 1 to 1158 code for a protein of 385 amino acids.